Setaria italica (foxtail millet) is the source of this 1005-nucleotide messenger RNA. RefSeq names its product ubiquitin carboxyl-terminal hydrolase 3. Gene Ontology annotation, molecular function: cysteine-type deubiquitinase activity. Lineage: Eukaryota; Viridiplantae; Streptophyta; Magnoliopsida; Poales; Poaceae. Gene Ontology annotation, biological process: ubiquitin-dependent protein catabolic process; protein deubiquitination. The transcript is spliced from 9 exons. The record is from RefSeq and is a predicted model, not a curated record. Bases 111 to 785 code for a protein of 224 amino acids. Gene Ontology annotation, cellular component: cytoplasm.
CCCAACAAAAACGCCGAUUCGCCGCACAGCAGAAACAGAGAACACGAGUACGCAGCCUGAACAAAGCUUCCUCCACCGCUGCCUUCCCUUCCUCCGGCGCGCCUGCUGCCAUGGGGAAGAGGUGGCUCCCCCUCGAGGCCAACCCGGACGUCAUGAAUCAGUUCAUGUGGGGACUGGGGGUCCCUGAGGACGUGGGGUUCUGCGACGUGUACGGCCUCGACGACGAGAUUCUCGCCAUGGUGCCCCAGCCCGUGCUCGCCGUCAUCUUGCUCUAUCCCCAGGACCGGAUCAAGGAAUCCCAGGCUUCGAUUACCUCACCGGUGGAAACCAAGCAGGAGCCCAACAAGAAAGUAUAUUUCACAAGACAGACCAUUGGAAACGCCUGUGGAACAGUAGGUAUUAUUCAUGCACUGGGGAAUGCUGGUUCCAGAAUCAAGCUAGGCGAGGGGUCAUAUUUUAAAAGAUUUUAUAAACGAACUGCUGACAUGGAUCCAGUCCAGCGUGCUGCAUUUCUUGAGGAGGACCAAGAAAUGGAAGAUGCUCAUUCUGUUGCUGUUUCUGCCGGUGACACAGAGGCCAAGGAUGGAGUAAUUGAACAUUAUGUUUGUUUCUCUUGUGUCGAUGGAGAACUUUAUGAGCUUGAUGGAGGUACCUCGGGGCCAAUACCUCAUGGCCCUUCGUCCCCUGAUACCUUGUUGCAGGAUGCUGCAAAGGUUAUAAAAGCGAGAGUUGCACUGUAUUCUGAGUCAAACAACUUCAAUGUCAUGGCUCUUUCAGUCAAGUAGUGAUUACAUAGCUCCAGAGAUCAGCCCUAGAGGUUCCCGUUUGCUGCAACCUCACUUGAGUUCAUCGUAGUUAGUAUUGUUCUCUUGCCUUUGUUUCAACAUUUCGAACAUGGGAAAACGAAAUAAGAUGGCGACCGCAAAGUUGAGCUAGUUGGUACCCACACUUUGCGCCUGUACAUAGAAGAUUCAGAUUUAGAGAACGGCAUUUUAUUUGCGAACU